UCAGCUUCCAGAUCUUUUUGAUUCACCUAGGCUUGGUCCAAUUCAUCAUUUAGUAGCCAGGUAGCAAAAAUGAAAACUCCCAAUACGAUUUUGAUGACCACAAUCUUGAGUGGAUUCAUCUAUUUCACAGCACAUGGAGCUCCUACGACGUUUGGGUUCAAAAAGGUGGACAUCCCACAAUGGGCAUGGUAUCAAUCACUCCUGGACGAGCAAUUCCUUGAUGAUGAUAUGGCCCGUUUUGGCGGGCCGAUAAGCCAUCAUGCCGCUCCAGCCUCACAUACCAACUUCCCUACCUGGGGUCUCGUAUUCGCCAAUGGCAACCAACCGAAUAAGGUGUACAUCACCAACCAGGGGCGUGGACCCUUACAAUACUUACUCAGACGAACAGGAACUCAGCAUUACUUGGACCAUACAAUCCAACCCCACCACCAGCACGUCGUUCAUGGACCUGCCGUGACUAUACUCUGUAUUAAGCAUCCGUAG
This is a messenger RNA of Puccinia graminis f. sp. tritici CRL 75-36-700-3, 483 nucleotides long. RefSeq lists its product as uncharacterized. The transcript has 2 exons. Bases 70 to 483 code for a protein of 137 amino acids. Lineage: Eukaryota; Fungi; Basidiomycota; Pucciniomycetes; Pucciniales; Pucciniaceae. The record is from RefSeq and is a predicted model, not a curated record.